This is a messenger RNA of Branchiostoma floridae (Florida lancelet), 3369 nucleotides long. RefSeq lists its product as uncharacterized. Bases 43 to 3369 code for a protein of 1108 amino acids. Lineage: Eukaryota; Metazoa; Chordata; Leptocardii; Amphioxiformes; Branchiostomatidae. The transcript has 12 exons. The record is from RefSeq and is a predicted model, not a curated record. Gene Ontology annotation, biological process: intraciliary transport involved in cilium assembly; protein localization to centrosome; cilium assembly. Gene Ontology annotation, cellular component: centriolar satellite; ciliary basal body; centrosome.
GGGACUUAGCAGACAUUCAGGGAAAACCUAUUCAAACGGAAAAUGUUGUUGGUUGGACUGGAAACUCGCUUAAAAUGCGGAGUCAUGAUGUCAACUCCAUCAACGCCCCAAAAGAGGCCACAUGUUGGCGGGAGUGGUCACACCCCGUCUGGGAAGAGGAGGCAGCACAAACAUGGAAAGAAAGAUGGAGGAGCUCGCCGACCUCUCUCUUUCCUAAGUCCUAAGAUAACACGAUCUUUGGGGCACAUGCUCACCCCAAAGAUUCAACUGGCCAAGUCCCCUCGGCCUGUGAAACACCAUCAGUGGACUGAUAAGGAGGACAAGGCAUUGAUCCAGUUUUUGGAUCUAAGCCACCUUGAUCAGGAUGAAAAUGUCACUGACACAGCAUCCUGGCCAAUGAGGCACGCUAACAGUCCCUUUUGGACAGAGGCUGCAACAUCAAUCAAGACGGCAACCAGGAGCAGUGAACUUCUUUCAGCAAACACAGUGAGGAACAGGUGCAGGAAGUGGAGGACGAAAUUCGACGAAUCCCUUGAAGCUGCUGUGAAGUCUUUUGGUCUUGAGACGAAUUCAAUCAGCCGUGCAAAGAAAACCAAAGAAACAGUCAGCAGGGGAUGCCAGACAAAGAAGUUGACUGUGGACCAGCAAACACAAACUGAACAUAGCUGCCAGGAUGAUGUCACAACAGUACUGUCUUCUUGCAAGGCCCUGACCCAAUCAGAAUUUGAUUCUUUCAUGCUUAUGCUGCUUCCUCAAAUCGUUCAAUCAUCUUCAGUUCUAUCCUUUGGUGAUAAACUGUUCUCAGUUGUAGCUACAGCAAAGAAUAUUUCCACAUACCCAACCGACUUCUUUUCAAAGUCCAUCAAUGCCAUGUCCACCCUACAAGAACACAACAAGCCCAACAUCCUGUACAAGUUUGCCCACAUCUUGAGCACCAACAGGCCUGGCACCUCCACCCCUCUGCUCCAAAUUGACAGGAUGCCAUUUGGAUUACUACAAUACCAGAUGGAGUUCUUCAGUGCCACCAAUGUACAUCAGGUCAGCAUUUCUCCAGAUUAUGCCAGCUGGUUGGAGAGCAUGUGUGCUGAGUUUCCAACCAGGUUCUUGAGGCUGUUUCGGGGGCCAGGGUGGAGUGGCCUGGAAAGCACUGACUUGGACCCAUUGAAGGCACAUAUUAAUGUCGCCGCCCCCUCCCUGGACACCAUGUACAGACUGGCACAGAAUGAGAAGUUUGAUGGCAACUCCAGUAUCCAUAUCGCUGCACUGGAAUCCUUUGCCAAGAUGAAGCCAGGAGCACGUGUCUGGUUUAAGGCUGAUGCUUGUGAUUUGAAGGUUGCCCUGCAGACAUCUACAAAGGGCAAAUGGGCUGGAGACGUUGAUCUUGGGGAUGGAAGCCUGGAGAAGCUAAGGGCUGACAACGACAGACGCAUGGUCCUUGUCAGGGAAGCUGGGAAGUCCUGCGUGCCACGCAAUCUAGAGGCCUGUCUCCUCAGUCUCCUUCAGGAUCUUGGAGAAGACAUUGAUCUGCUGAAAGGUGGCCUUGAGGCAGCAAACAAGAGGUAUAAGGAGAAAUUCGAGCAGGCUAACUCAUCUACAGAUGUGCUGAAAAACCUGGCAUGGGACAGGGUAGAGUACAAUACCCUUCUGGAGCAGGCCAAAGCCUUCUAUGAAAGGUAUGAAAGGCUGCUGGCAGCUCUUGGAACUGCUUCCCCUCAACCUGGCCGUGUGGCCCAAUGUCUGGUGGAACUGAGAGAAGACAACAAAACCUACUUGCACAAUCUCUUCAAGAAGAAGAGAGUGGCUGCUGAUCAUGCAUUGGUCGUUUUGGUGUCUGACGAAAGACGAAAUCAGAAGCCCUAUGCUGUGCCAAUCCUGCUCAUUCCAUAUCACAGUAUCCGGGAUCAGUUCCUCCAGCAGUUCCUGGACAAGUGCCAUGAGGAGGCCAAGAAGCUGGGACUGAUACCUGUUGGUGAUGUUACGGAUGGAGAGUUCAACUCCCUAAGGACGCUUGGGAACAAGCGCCCUAUUCAUCUCUAUGAAAUCAUUCGUGGGGUGAAAGACAGUGUCAGGAGGAUGGCUUCUGACACUGUGCUGAAGUCACUCCGGAAAGUUGGAGAGGAUGACAAUGGCAUGCCAUUGACAGAGAUGAGGGAGAAGGCUAUCCCACCAGAAGUGAUUGAAGAAUACCACAAACUCACAACAGUGGAGCAGAUGAGAGAGGAGGAUGCUGUAGUAAGACUGCGUGGACAACUCGUGCCCCCAGAUUGUGGCCCCUCAACCUUCCGUGCCAACUCGCCUGAGUGCAUGGCUGACAUGCUGCGAUCAAUAAUGGCCACAUACAGAUACCGUCUCAGAAUAGAGGAACUUCGAACUGAGGGGGUUGAUUUCACACACCACAUGUAUGUCCCAGAGAAAGACGGCCUCAACUACCUUCACAGAAGAGAAGAUCAUUGCCAUCUCCUCAAGAGAAUUGCUGGUCACCUCAGAAAAGAGCCUCCCCGGUGGUUUGACCACCAUGCUCUCGAAGAAGCGCUCCAUCCGCAAGAUGGUGAGCCCAAGCCAGGGCUAACAGAGGCAGCCCUGUUUGGUUUCCGAAAGCAGUCUGUCACCGAUGCAGAGAUCUUGCUGUCCUACAACAUGGUCAGGUUUCUCCGACACAGAGGGUAUCACCGGGAAGCAUGCUAUAUCGAAGUCGUUGCUGGAUGGCAUGAAGCAGCUGAUGGCCGAGGGCUUUCAGAGGAAGAGAGGAAGGAGAAGAACACAGCCAUGAUGGACAUGAUCCUUGAUGAGCUGAUGCCAUAUCACCGUUCCCCCCCAUGGCGCCGUUACCCCCCAGACUUCUCAACUCUUGACAUCAACAGGUUCGGUCGAGGAGUACUUGGGUGGAGCCGAGAAACCCUCAUCGCGGUCACAACAAAUAUCGAGUCAAUGGAGCUGCGGAGAAGUGAGAGUGCGACAAUUGGCUAUGAAGAGCAUCCAAGAGCGAGCACGACAGACGAUGUAGAGUGUUUCUUUGCUGGACUUCACCGACACAUGGGAAACACCUUUACCCUCAAGGAGUUGCAUGCUCGAUGGCCUACAGAAGUCAGGGAAUUCUCAAAGAGAAUUGACCCGGACCUGCCUUUCUAUUACUGGACAAUCAGUGAGAGGUUCAGAGAAGCAGAAGACACUUACCCAUCCUUCAAUGAUGACCCUGAGGAUGGUCGUCUGCGCCUCCACCGACUGCGCACUUGUAGAAGGGAAGACGCUUCGAUUUUCACAACUGCAAGGGGUGUCCUGCCGGUCAGGAACAGGGGGACCAUCAGGCAGAUACUGCACAGACCAGAAGUGCCACUGCCUGAGGUCCCAAAUAGCUUGCCACCUGUUUAG